UUUAUUUCCUGUCGAGCGACUCUGAGAGGCGAAAAGACGAGGAGGAGAAGAGACAUGAAGCUGAGGAGGCGCUGACUCCUCUGCUCCUGCGAGGUCACCGCCACCCCGGGCCUGAGGAGGAGCGGGAGGAGCAGGAGGAGCUGCAGCAUGGCUGAGCCCCUGCUCAAGAGGACUUUCUCCAGACUGAGAGGAAAAGACAGAAGUCACAGGAAGACCGAACCAAAAGUCAGCGAAGCGUCUCUCGUCUCUGACGUCGUCCACUCGUCUUCGUCACACUCGCUGACGACGUCUUCACCCUCGCCCCCCUCGCCCCCCCGGAACCACAUCACUGUCGCUAAGAUACAGCAGUGGGCCAGACAGGCUCCGCCCCCACAGCAGAGCUCCGCCCACCGAUCCACACAACCCCAGUCAGAGACUUCCCAGGAUGCACCGGGGCCGGCGGGGAGUCAGAAGCUGCUACAGGAGAAGACCAUCCCAGUCCUGCAGAGCUCCCCCCAGCCAGUGGGGGGCUCCAGCGGGCAGCGUGCCUACCUUCAGAGCCUGGAACGCAGCAGCCGCGCUUGGCUGCUCUCCUCGGGGAAGUCCUCAGAGGAGACACGUGGCCCGCAGGAGGACACCUCCUCCAACAUCUGGUACAACCCCAUCCCGGAGGAGGAGGAGGAGGCGGGGCCCCGCAGGGAGGAGGAGCCUGUGUGGAGGAAGAGGGAGGAUGGGGCGGAGCUCGCAGGAGUCUGGGUGGGGCCAUCUGACGUUCGGCAAGAUGGAGCCAAUCCAAGUGUCAGUCACCAUGACGACAACAUCACAGCGGAAAAUACUGGCCCCACCCCCUCUGAAUCUAGCCCCGCCUCCAAUAAGAAAGGUGGCGUGUCGGGAAGCGUUAUGGACCGGCUGAGGUCACCUGGUACAGUUAGGAAACUUUCUAUGAAGAUGAAAAAGCUUCCGGAACUACGACGCAAACUCAGCCUCCGCUCAGCCUCCAGGGCUCAUCGCCAAGGCAACAGCGAGUGCAGAGAGGGCGGGGACGAGCCCUCCAGCAGGAGCGCGUCGGCGUCAGCGCUGUCCAAUCAGAACGUGAUCAGCAAGUAUCACCUGGACAGCUCGGCCCCCCCCGCCCGGUCCAGGAGACGCUCUUCCAGAGGACGAUCAGCAAAUAAAGGAGGUUACCUCAGUGAUGGAGACUCUCCUGAACUGUUGCCACGGCAACCAACAUCACCACCCACAGGGUCCCAGGACUCUGCGUGCGACGUGAGCUCCUUCCAGCUGUACGUGGGAUCAAACCCGCCGCGCUGUAACCAGCGAGUUACCGGCUUACUGACCGUCCACCUGCUGGGCCUGGAUGAGAUGAAGACCAGCAGGUCUGAGGACGGUAAGGAAGUCUUCGUGGCAAUCCAGAUUGACGGUGUGACACGAGCGAGGACCGCCCUUCUGGCCCUGCGAGGCGCCACUCUCUCUCUGAACCACACGUUUCACCUGGAGCUUGAGCGAGCCCGGCAGCUCCGCAUCGUGGUGCUCACCCCAGCAGCGAGCCUGCCAGUGGUGGGAGGAGCCAAACCCGAACAGAGCUCCUCCUCCAGCGGUCCGAGCAGGAACAGAGUGUGCGGUCUCGGUGGGGUCUCCAUACCGCCCCUCUUCAAAGGGAGUCGCAGUCAGCAGCUGUGUGUGAAGCUGGAGCCUCGAGGACUCCUCUACCUCAAACUUUCCCUGCAGGAGAGCUGGGAACCACAGUCCAGUACAGACUCGUCCACACCUGCCUCUGUUUUCGGGGUGGAACUGCACCACUUGGUGGAAAAAGAAGGAUGUGCACCGCCCGUCCCACUGCUGAUCCAGAAGAGUGUGACGGAGAUCGAACGGCGAGGACUCAAGGUGGUGGGUCUGUACCGGCUGUGUGGAUCCGCUGCGGUGAAGAAGGAGCUCAGAGAUUGGUUUGAGAGGAACAGUUCAGCUGUGAGUCUGUCUGAGGAUCUGUACCCCGACAUCAACGUCAUCACAGGUAUUCUUAAGGACUACCUUCGGGAGCUCCCGUCUCCACUCAUCACCAGGACUCUGUACCAGGUGGUCCGGGAGGCCAUGACCCUGCACCCUCCUCCUGCCCCACCCACACCCCUGGACCCCCAACUAGCCCAGAGGACGGUGGGCCUGCUGUCCUGCCUGCCCCCUCCAGAGAGGGCCACCCUCUCCCUCCUGCUGGACCACCUCAGCCUCGUCGCCUCCUUCAGCUCCUUAAACAGAAUGACGCACCAGAACCUCGCUGUGUGCUUCGGCCCGGUUCUCCUCACCCCGUCCCCGGAGGCCUGGGGAGGAGGAGGAGGAGGAGGGGGAGGGAGGGGAGCCAGGGGGGCGGGUAAGGUUUUCGGUCAAGGCGAGGAAAUGGCGAGUGCUGUGGACUUCAAGCGUCACAUCGAGGCGCUGCACUACCUGCUGCAGCUGUGGCCAGUGCCGACGCACCGAAUCCCCCCCGACGAGAACGCCGACGCCUCGCCUCCCCCCUCCCCCACCCCGCCCCAUCACCCCCUGGGGCCGCGGCGUCCGGUGAUGCGGCUGUCUCAGAGAUCCGAGCAGGAAGUGGUGGUGUCGCGGCGAGGGAGAGGAGGGCCGGCCCGGCUGGACAGCCCGCCGCCGAUCAACCGCUACGCUGGAGACUGGAGCGUCUGCGGAGGGGGGCUGCUGGGCAGCGGCGAGGGCGACUACGACGAGGUGGCAGCGAGCGAGAGCAGCGAGGAUGAGGAGGAGCAGGAGAAGAAGGAAUUGUGGCCAGCAGGAGGAGGAGCGGGAGAAGGAGGAGCAGGAGGAGUCGGAGCUCUGUAUGUGGACGAGUUCCUGGAUUUUGACGCUCCGUUUCACUGUCGGCUCAGUCUGAAAGACUUCGACACGCUGAUCCACGACCUAGACCGAGAGCUGGCCAAACAGAUCAACAUCUGCCUGUAGAGGAGGAGGAGGAGGAGGAGGAGGAGGAGGAGGAGGAGGAAGACCAGGGAGUUUCUUCUGGAGCUGCAACAAUAAUCAGUAUUUUUCUUUCUUUCAGUCUGACUGAAACUGAGAAGCUUUUAAAGACAUUCGUGAGGAAAUGAAGUCGAGUCUGAAUCCACCGGG
Salarias fasciatus (jewelled blenny) is the source of this 3090-nucleotide messenger RNA. Its product is annotated as rho GTPase-activating protein SYDE1-like. NCBI's taxonomy places the organism in Eukaryota, Metazoa, Chordata, Actinopteri, Blenniiformes, Blenniidae. The transcript is spliced from 14 exons. Gene Ontology annotation, molecular function: GTPase activator activity. Gene Ontology annotation, biological process: signal transduction; regulation of Ras protein signal transduction; cell migration. The record is from RefSeq and is a predicted model, not a curated record. Gene Ontology annotation, cellular component: synaptic membrane. Bases 148 to 2925 code for a protein of 925 amino acids.